Messenger RNA from Pocillopora meandrina, 12884 nucleotides. NCBI's taxonomy places the organism in Eukaryota, Metazoa, Cnidaria, Anthozoa, Scleractinia, Pocilloporidae. The record is from the annotation of a GenBank genome assembly.
AUGGCUUCUGCUUCAUUGAGGCUGGUCCUUCUCUUGGUCUCAGUCUUCCCCCUGCUGGAAUACUCCAUUGCUCAAGGUAAGCAGUUGAGACAAAAGGUAGAACAAUGAACAAUGAUACACUGAGGAUUCUGGAUGCCCCUCACCUUCGGUCCUCCCCCCCUCAAGUUAAUCCACGCGACAGAAGUUAAGAUGGUGAUCAUUAGAACAGUAUAACGUUUGUCUGUAUUUACGUUUGUUCAUAUUCAUUCCCAGCUGUGUCAAACCAUCGGAAUUAAAACCUGUUAGAAUUAAAAGGUUGUGAGAACUAAUGAAGCUUCAUUCAGUCGUCCUUUCACAAGUUUUAUUAUCCUUUUGAACAAAACUGAACGAGGGGAGGAGCUAGCCAAUUAGAUGAUAUCAUAUUUUUUUAUAAGCAGUUGUUGCAAUACUAAGGGAACUGCUUAGCAUGAUCGGUGGGUUUGAAUGCUAACCUGGUAUCGCUCAAAAUCUUACAGAGUUUUUUGAAGAUGUGGGAGAUCUGGAGCAGUUCAGUCCAUUACUGGGGGAAAAUAUUAUUGAUUAUCCCAUGCUAGAGGAAUACGGGAUCCCCACUGUGGAAGAAUUCCCCUCUGACGAUCUGGAUGAUGACGAUGAUGAUGGUGCUAAUGAAGAAGACAAUGAUUCUCACGAAACUCAAGGAGAGAAGAAAAGUGAAAAACAUCAAGGUCAGAGAAGUCAUCGUCAUAUUUGUGUCAGUGAUAAAGGAGAGUCUCAGUUUUUAAUCGGAGGAAAAUUCCUGACUUAUUUAAAGAUAAAUGACUGUCCUUUUUCUAGGUCAGGGUAAAUGUGUAAAGAUUGCUUUGGAGAGGGAGCUCCUGAUUCUUUGAGCGAAAACGUUUCAUGUCACGUUUAUUUGCAAAUACGUUUUGAGUAUCCUUCUCAAAAUCUCAACAUCUAGGAUUGUUAGGUGUUCAAUGCUGGAUUUUGGAAAAAUUAUUUAAGCGUGUGGUUAGUUUUCCACUUAUGAAAGAAAAAUGAUAUUUUCUAACAACACAAUUAGAAUUUAAUGCUAUUACUUUUUCUUGUAUCAAUUUACUUCUGACUAUUUCUUAGUCCGCUAACGUUUCGCAACUAAUCUAGACUGAUCUUGUAACCUUUCUGCCAGGUCGACAUUCUCCUGCAUUGAUAAUUAUUCAAAUUAAUUAGCUAUAGCGAAUGUUUCCACAUCUGACUUACUCUCUUUUCAUUCUCUAUUUUUUUUUUAUGUAACAGAUAAAGUAAAGUGAUAUUUUCAUAACUGUAACUUUGUACAACUAACAUUGUUCACCUUCACAACGGUUGGAAUGCAAAAUAGGUCACUUAACGUACCCCUUGCUCUUCAUCUCUUUUGCAGAUAACGAGCAUGUACCAAAGACAUCCCCUAGUAUGAAAUCCACAACCGACGCACGCCAAAAGCGGCAGCUCCCUCUUCAAGGUAUCAUUAAAAAGAAGGAAUGAUUAUUAACAUUGACAUGUUUAUAAAUGAUAUACUACUGACGUAAACAUCUUUUUUUAAAUAUCCCUAGAUGAUCCUGUGGUAGUUGCAAGAGAGAAGUUACAGCGCGCUAUAAAAGCAGCUAAAGCACUCAGUAACAUAGAAAACGAGCUUGGAUUAAGUCCUAAGACGAUUGAAGAUAAAACCAAGAAUUUAGAGAAUCAACUCAAGGAUGAAGAGAAAAACUUCAAGAAACUCGCCGAUCAAACUGAGGACAGUCAAAAGAAACAGAAAUUCGUGAAGCUUGAAAAAGUCGCUGACGAGGACGUCAACCAAGCAGAAAGUAUUUUGAAACUGAUAGUGAAGUUAGAGGCAGCAAAGUAUUUGGCGAAAGAAAGAGCUCACGAAGACCUCGUCAGAGCUCAAAAGGAUAAAAUUGCGUCCACGCCCCAAAUGUAUCUUGGAUCGCCGCUUUCGUAUCCACCGGAAGCUGCCGGUUAUUUUGGGGGAGUUUCACAGCCUGCUUAUCAACCUGUCAUGCCGUCAUACACGGGCAGUUAUCAACCUCAGAUGUUUCAAGCAGUAGCCCCUCCAAGUAUGGCUCCGGCUCUUACGAGCGAGCCACCGCCUCCUAGUUUACCUGCUCAUGCUAAUGUGGGGCCUUUGCCUCAGCCAAACCAUCAAGAUGACACGGAAUUACAACGAAUAAACUCAAGUAAGCAGUAAAUGGAGAACCAUAAUUUUCAUAAAGCAAAGGUGUUAUCAAAGAGGGUUAGAUUACCACAUUUAAAAGGGAAAAUAAGGAAAUUCACGUCUUUUAGCUAGCACCCGAUCAUCGUCAAAGCUAUGGCACUUGUAUUUAAAAUCGUGCUAGUGCCAAAAGUCAACCAGGAUUUGGUUCGUAUCCUAAGGGUUAGCAUUAAGCGUGGUUAAAUUUUCUUUUAUGAGAAUAAUUUCCUAAGGAAAUGAUUUCCUUUUUUACAGUCAAAGAGACAAGCGUAUCAGCCUUUUCACCUCAAAGCGAUAAUCAACUUAGCGAACAAUCUGUGCAGCCAGAGGGUGGUCAGGUAGCGAGCUUCUCGAACGAGGCAACUGACACUAAAAUCAACCCAGCAGAUAUUGAUUUCAGUGAUAUGGCAAGUUCAUCAGUGAUAAAGAAGCCUCAUGAAACACAGACGACUGGAAGUACUCCCAAGACUCCAUCUAACGAUAAUGGUUCGAGUGGUAGUGAAGUGAAUGAACCGCAGAAAGAUGUUUCAGCACCUAAGCCACUGCCUAAGCAACAGCCUGUUAAAUUGGUUACACCUCCUCAGCCAGUUGCACCAUCUCGAACACCCAAACCACCUCCGCCAGCCGUGCCAGCUGCACCAGUCGUGCCUGCUCUACCAGCCGUGCCAGCUGCACUAGCCGUGCCAGCUCAACCAGCCGCACCAGCUCAACCAGCCGUACCAGCUCAGCCCAUUAAGCCUUUCCUACCAGCUGCACCUGUUCAGCCAGUUGCAAUGCCAGUGCAGACGAUUGAAUCAGCUAUUGGACAACAAAACGGUUUCUUGACACAGUCAGCACCUCAAGCUGCAUCGUUCAACCCUGGUGCCCUGUCUGCAAAAUUAGCUUCAAUGUCAAGAUACUUUGAUUCCCCGUCCAGUGUUCCAAACUCGUUUGCAACGCAGCCAUAUCAUCAACCGCUUGCUAGCGUCCAGGUGCCACAACAGACUUCUGCUCCGCACGUACAGCCGAAGAAACCUCAAGCUGAGGCUCCUGAACCUGCGAAGCCGGAAGUAACACCAUAUGCCGCUCUUAAUGUGAGUCAUGUAUGUGUGACUGUGUAAGCCUAAAGUCAAAAUGGUGGAUAUUAGCCAAGUUUUAUACUCAAUUAAGAAGGGGGUCGAAGUAUAUAAGAACUGGAAAAAAAAACACAGGCUGAUAUACAGCCAUCCUGAAAGAUCAAGAUCAAAGAAUAUAUUGUUUCACAAGAAAAAUUUACGAAACUCGUCGCGGUUUUCUUCUGCUGUGGAGACGUGUUCUAAGAUUCAUUAGCGGUAAACUGUUGUUUAACUUUUUCAUUGUCACAGGGAAAGCUUUACAGUGGUUAUAAAGAUAGUAAAGUGGCUACAUGCCCUAGGCUCCAUAGCCGUAAUUAUACAGCUAAACUACUCGGGUGCUCAUCUACCCUAAAGAGAUAACAUUUUGAAUAUUUUCUAGUAUCACAACCAUAAACAUUUUAAAUAUUUGAUUUACACUAAACAGGACCAACCUCAGGUCACGACACAACCAAGUCCAGUAAGCUUUCAACCCUCAGGUUCAGCGGCUUAUUCCGGCGAGCAGGCGCUCUCAGGGGCUUAUCCCUCCAGUUCGUUUUAUCCGUGGAAUACCCAACCUCUCCCGUCCAGUAACCCGCAGUACUCUUGGAAUUCCCCGAUGUAUUAUCCUCCAGUUGCACCUUAUCAAGCUCCAGGUAAACACAAAUUUAUUUCAAUUGAUGAUUAGAUGUCGAGCGUGCUUAUACCUUUAAUAGAGUGCCUAUCAGAACAAUUAUUGAUUUUAUAAAUCUUUUAAAGCCUCUAACAUAGAGCUAUCUUACAAGCUACCAGCUUGGUAAAUCAGUGAGUAAGGUUUCCAAGAUCAAAAUUUGUUAAAAGUAAAUGACAAGUCUCUUUUUAUGUCAUAUACUGAAGUCAAUCAUUUGUCGCGCAUCUUAUACCAUACUCAUCGAAUAUUGAAAAUGAAAAAAAAAGAUGAAACACUUUUAGUGAAGCGAAACAUUUUGUUUUUACUUCUUCAAGAGCCCUGCACACGAGAAAUAAAAACUAACUUAAAUAGUUUUCCUGAGGUAUGGUGGAUUUAGCUCUCUGUCUAGCGGUUACACAAAUAUAGCCAACGUUAACCAAGAGGAAAAAUGAAAUAUUAGUUUAAUUAAAAUUUUUUCAUUUUCAGUCAAUCCUUUGAUCGCAGAAGCUUACAGAAAGCUUCAUGACACCGAAAGAGCCAGUCUAGCUAUGUCCAAGAUUGAGGAGGCCAUAGGGCUAUCACCAACUUCCGUGCGGCACAUCGUCGAUGAUAUUGAGAAACAAGCUAAAAUGGAGACUACACAAUACGAAGACGACAUGAAGAACGAGAAAGCUGAAAUUACAAAAGAGAAACAACUGCUUCAAAAGGAUAAAAUGGCAGAUGACCCUCAAGUAAAGAAGAAAAUCCAAGAUGAUGAAGAGAAGAUUCGAAAGGACAUCAGAAAAGAAAACAUUGCAAAACUUGAAGUGGAUAAAAUAAAGAAAAUUGAGAAAAUUUUGACCAUCAUCGAGGCCGCAAAGUACUCUGCAAUGCAGCGUGCCAAGAAUCGUAUUAACAAUCUCAAAACGGACGACGGCAUCAGUGAUGGGGAGGACAUUAGAAAGCGUGACCUGCAAGAUCUUGAAAAUGACAUCAAGCGACGAAGGAGGAAUGAGAUAAAUAUUUGGCUCAAAGGUUCAAGAAAUCGAAUCGACACGAGUCAUUUCCUAAGAAAUCGAAUUAGUGGCUUAAAGAAAAAUCGGGAAGAGAGGUCCCGGUGGAGUUCAGACAAUAAACAAGAUCAUCUUUCCGAAAUUUCGGAAAAAGACAAGCUGACAAGGGAAGGGUCGACGGAAGGAAGGUUGCACAAGUUGAAGUUUUUCAAUACGCUGUCAUCGAACAAGAAAUUAGAUGCUGGACAACAGUUCACUGUAGGAAAAAGGACUGAUGUCCCUGACCAACCAGACAAUUCACCAAACGCUCUUGUUAUGGCCAAAAUGCUGAACAAAAUGGACAAGUUAUUUGAUAUUCAGCGGGAAAUUUUAAAGUAUCUCAAGGCAGAGCAUACUAUACACGCAUUGAGAAAGAAGCCACACGUGAAAAGAUGGAGGCGAAGUUUACACAAGUCAAAGAACCAUAAGAAGACUCUAAAACACACAGAUAAAAAGAGAAGUGUAAAUUAAAAGAAAGCCGGAUUCCUAGCUAAGUAGAAUAAAUUCUUUGCUGAUUUGGUAAUACGCGCUUACCUCCUGAACUUUGCCUGGCAACGUAAAUCAGCGACUAAGCAGUACUGUCUGGCGGAAAGAGUACUUAUUUCCAUGGAAACAUUAGUGACACCUUUAAAAAUUUAUAUGUGAAGGUUUUAUUAGCCAUGUAAAAUAAUGACCUCUGCAGAGACUUCUCAAAGUUAAACUAAGGUAUCUUUUAGGGGCAAACCGCUUAAAUAUGUAUGGUAAGAAUGAAAGUUUGCUCGGUCUUUCCGUGUUGAUAUUAAUGCCGAAAUGGAGGAGAAAAAGGCUAUAACUUAUCACUAAUAGGGGCGGUUGUAAAUUGCAGUAAAUUUUUUUCUAGCGUGGACAAUUUAGAUUUUAACUGACAUAGAUCCUAACAUUUUGCGAGAACUGUAAAUAUCUUUUGUGGUUUUCCAUUUUUCCUCCUAGGAUUAAAAGCCAGGUAUCACAAAAUAGCGUAUAACUAACUUCUUGGUAGUGUAGUUAUACCAAAUUAAGGGCUACAUGAAUUCAGACCUUUCUAUUGCCUAACGUUCACUGGUUCUGUAUAAACUGUGAAUGAAUCUUUAAGUUGGUUAAGACUAAAACGCCAGAAUUAAAAAGGGUUGGGUGAAUGAAAGGAAAAUUGGGGAAACUUAGGUAUUGAAAAAUGUAAAUAAGGAAUAUUUUGAUACGUAUAUUUAAUAAAUACAUAAUGUACCAAUCAUUUUCUUUCGGUCUGUCUCGAGUUAGCACAUGUUUAAAUUUGAAGCUGCACUCAGUGAUUUGCAACAGAAACAGUAUUAAAAACAGAAGGAAUAUCCUUCCUUAAACGUUCUCCACUUCUAUAGAGAUUACAAACUUUCGUUCGCGCGUUUGCUUGUUUAGGUCAUUAAUCGAAGCUAUAGCCGACUCAGUACAAUCUAUCAAUCACAAGCAGCAAAGCCGUUUAAGAAAACUUUUAGUUUGUUUCUGUCAAACAGGACCCGUGUAAGCUGUUCAAAACAUUGCGAACAAUUUUUUUGGCUAACAUGAUUCCAAUACAUUAUAUGGUUAAUAUGGUUACAGCCGAAUUUGUCGCACUUUUAAACCACUAUGAGAUGUUUUUCAGUAACCAUAAUGUUAUUUUUUACCAGGUUCAGGACCAAGGCACACCCUUUUUUUUUUAUCUAUGGUCAACAGUUUCUCAGUACGGUACGUUAACAAAUUAAGGUGCAUCUUGUGCUUUUCUUACUACUAAAUACUUCAGAGCUGUCAGCGGAGUCUUGAAGUGACGUUAUAUUGCUCUCCUCUAAAGAAUGGAGGUUCUGCCCUGUCCUGGCGACGUCUGUAUAUGCGGGGCUCGAGAUGUCAUCGUAUCCUUGGCGAUCCUUUCCAUUCCCGCGUUCAAACGCUACCGCUACAACAGUUUUGCGCGGCGUUGGUACGCAAAACAUAUGGGACCCGCUAGAUGGAAAGAAAACACCCAGUUCGGCUUUUGCGCUCAGACGUUAGGAACUUUGUCAGCCGUGAAAUCAACUUCAAAAUUUGAGUCUUUUCGCAUCGAUGCGCCCAAUCAAGCGUAUGACAACUUAAGAAUGUGUUACCCGUUGAUUUCUAUCAUUAACAGGUUUUUCAUUCUUAGGGCCACGUAGUUUGAAUUUUCUUAAAAAAAUAACAAUUUCCUCUGACAUAUUUACCUAGGGCGUCAUCCUGCAUGGAUAUUCCUAUUGCGAAGAGGUAGAAACAAAAUAUUUUAUCCCUUUAGUAAGAUAUGAAGAAUGUUUUGGACUGUUCCUCCUCUCAACGUGGUACCAGCAACCCAAUUAAGAAUCUUAAAGAGGUCUGACUCAAAAAUUGAAGUGUUUGAGUGGUUACUUUAAAGGAACCAACUCGAGAAAAAAGAGCUUUUGUGAGACAUGUCUGUGUGGAUUUGUUUCAUUCUGAAUAAUUAAGCUGUGAAACACAGCUUCAGUAAUUCGUUGCAACUGUGGAGUCGUUGACUUGUUGUAAGAUCGGUAAUACUGGUAUUAGAAACAUGGCUCACGAUGUGUGGUUGCUAAGAGGAUUUGUAGUGGUUUGUUUUUUCCUGUGUGUUUUAAGAGGUUGGUAAACGUUUUGAUUUGCCAGUUUUAAUUUAGAUAUCGCAGCAUUUAAAAACUGCCAUCAUGUAUGUUCACAACCAUAUCGUAUUGGCUUUGAGCAGGAGACGAUCAGGCUAUGAGACUACGAAUGCCAUGGAAGACUUAUUCCUAAGAUAGUUAAACUUAUACCAUUCACAUGUCAAUAGACGUCAGCGGGAUCAAAUCUAAGACAUCUUGGCGCACGAAUUUAGUUGGACAUUUCAUACCGCGUACUUUCGUUCUUUGACAAAACACUGCAGUAACAGGGAAAGUAAAUGUAACAUUAUUUCAGGAUUUCAGGUAGUCAGAUAACUCGAGUGCAACGAUAACUGGAAAAUGAUCACCCUAAGGCGUCGGUAAGGUUGUUUCAUUAGUUUGGCUUCAUUUCUUGUCUCGAGAGUCUGGUAGAUUAACAGGUUCAGUACGGCUUCAUAUGGAUAGAAAACGAUUGAAGCACUGACGUUUGUCAUGGCUGAUACGCACGAGUUAGUAACUGUGAUGUGUAAGAUACAGCCAAGCGCUUGAUUGAUAUCUCUAGACAUAAAUUCAAACGUCGUGUAACCAGCGUAGCAGAGAAGAUCUGCCAUUUAAGAUAAUUGCUUUUUCAAAUAUAAAUUAUUCCAAUUGAUAUCAUAGCUAUACUACCCUCUGCGAUCUUCUUACUUUUCAUCCAUCCAUUUCACUGGAAUCUUACCUAUGUACCUGGAAAUAUAUUUUUCUGAAUAUAUCUCCAAAUCUAAGAUUUGAUUCUUCACCAUUUAGGCGUGGAAACUUUUCCUGUCAAGACUAAUCUUCACCACGUUUGGCCCGAGGUAAAACAUGAAGGCAACUUAACACACGAGGAAUCAACGGCAGUCCAUCCGCACGGGGAAUCGCGGAAUAAGUGGUUGACUGGUGGCCAUGUAACACUUCAGACUAAGCGAGGUGAUAAGGGAAGAACUGGAAAGACAAGAACGAUUAGAUCCCGGAUUCAGAUACUGGAUAAGUAUUAUGUCAAUCCUGAUAAAGUGAAGAUAAAAGUUACCAAGGAAAGCUCUUUAAAGGGCGAUAAUGAACAGUCAGCUUUAUUAUUAAAAGACCCAGAACUAACUACACAUAGUAACAAGUUUAAGGAUAGUGCCCUCAGAGAGGUGCCAUUUUACGCUGACAUGAACUCCGUAAAUUCAGUGGAAGGUUCCGCGAUUGUCAAUAUUGCUUCGCUACUCGAGAAGUCAAGGAAAUCUCAGGCUGUUAAGAGGAACAACGUAGGCAGAAUACCUGCAAGCUCUCGAUAUCAUCCCCUUAGGCAAGAAAGCACUGAACACCCGGGCUGGAUGUCCAUGACGCCGUCUCGCUUCAGAUAUUUGAACUCGCUUAUUAAACCACAAAUGGGAGAAAUAUCUGACGAUUUGAAUGAUUUAGAGGCUCUACGUAAUCAUGCCAAGGACGUUAAGGCAAGAGCGUGGAGUAGUGGUUUGAAAUCUUUCCGGCAAAAGCUUUAUGGUCAAUUAUGGGACGAAAGGUCUGAAACAGUAAAAAACGCUAAAAAACGUGCAAAAAGUGCCUCCUAUACAAUGAAAGGGCAAAGUGAUGAAGGAGCAUCCAACACAGAAACGGAGAACGCUGCGGGAUAUCGCUCCAGCGACCUGUUUUUAUUAGGGAAUCCAGAUGAUAGACACUAUUUUCAAAGUGCGUUUAUGGAAAAUCCUAUGGCGAUCAAUCUUAUAACAGCUGGUUCAGCACAAGAUGAGCCUUUUCAAAACAAAGGUUCAAUUGUACGACCGACGACUCCCUGGAAGAUGAAUGGAGCAACUGUGCCUUUAAGAGAAGAGGAAAUACUGGGAAAGUUUCAAGGAGAGAGUGAAACAACUGAGACUGCAUCGUUGUCUUCAGGAGACGAUUCUUAUUCAGGCGAGAACAGUGAUGAUCUAAGUAGGAAGUUAAAGACAGCUUUAGGACUUGCCAUCCAAACUGGCAUAAGGAUAAAGAACACAACGUCUCAUGCCUUACCUCAACCUUACAGAGAAAAAGCUUUAUCUCAUAUUGAGGAAGAAAGUGAUGACAUGUAUAAUGGAACCAAAGGAAAUGGGAGCAUAGAAGACAAAAAAGUGAAUCCUUUACAACAUUUCAGACCCACAAAGAAGAGACAUUUUACAAAACCAACCUCUUUGAUUACCAACAGAAGGACAACAAUUCCAUUUCCAAAAUUGGGUCUGGCUCAUGACACGUCUGCUCAUGGCAGCGGAGGAGAGUCAGGUAGUGGUGAUCAUUUUGUGUCAGCACAUGAACACCAUCAAAAACAAGUUCAUCCACAUAGGAUAACCAAAGUUUUCCUAUCGACAAAGACGAAGCAACAUACAGGUAAUCUCUUCGAGCUAAAACGUGCAGGGAAGAUAACCAUAUUUUAAAAAUUACUAUUGCAUUCACAACUUAAUCAACCAUUUACCAUGCUUUUCUUUGAUUAGGUAUUUUUGGAGCUGAAGACAAGGCAACAAUAACGAAAUGCGAAAAAAUGGGAAAAACUGGUAACAUAAUAUCAAAUUAGGUUUUAUUUAGUCUCCUUUGUUUAAACAAACGUGUUCCUAUAGAGAGCUGUCGCAUGGUGGCAGCGCAAUAUAAAUUUCGUAGAACUUGAAUUUCCCAAUAAUAAAAUCAGUUACAUCAGAGGAAGUAAGGAACUCAGCAAUCAUACAUUUACAUAUUGUAAUCAAAAAGUUUUUUCCCUUUUUUGUAUUAAUUCGUAUAACAUAUCAACAUUAAUCAGCGUCACGACUGAUGUCAGAUGAGUAGAUAUAUUGCCCCUCGGGAAAGCGGAGUGUGUGUUUUUGAGUUAGUUAAGAAUUUUUCUGCAGUUAGUAUCGAUUAAGCGCUGUUUACCAUCACAGCGGUUUAUUCCUUUUGGUUAUGAAAUGGACGGAAUUCAGUGGUGACCUUUUUCCAAUUUUUUGCACAGAUUACAGAGAGAAGUGUCCUCAUGGAUGGCUUGCAUUCGACGAAUUCUGCUAUUUGUUUGUCUCAAAAUCAAAUGGGAGAUGGGAAGAGUUUCCGCAAAAGUGCAAUAAAGAAAAUGGUCUUCUUGCGAUGCCGAAAACAGACGGAGAAGUACAAUUUUUACAAAAUAAAAUUGUGUCGUUAAAACAUCGCACAAAAAAUUUCUAUAUAGGACUGCGAAAGAAGGGAGGAAUCUGGACAUGGAUUGAUGAUGUACCCUACACACGUGACGUUGACGUAAAAGAUGAGCUGGGGAACAAAAAUUGCGCGGCUCUAUUUGAAGGUUCCAUUAACAUGGUUUCGUGCAGAGAGCCGAAGGCUGGUUACAUAUGCGAAAUAAGGAAAGGUAAUCACAUGGGUUUCAGCUCUUUAUCCUUCUGUGACAACAAUAAUUCUGAUAAAUUCUAAUAGAUUAAGUGUCAAAGAAAUUGGCGACGAGGUCACAUUUAUUGCCCUUGGGUUCUUGGUGAAUCCUUGUUUUAUCAUUAUUCGUUAUGAUUGGCUGUUUGUGAUGCUUCUAGGAUUGCUCUAACGAAACAAUCAAAAAACAUUUUUUAAUGUAAAGGUUAGGCCUCGGUCGAUCAGAAUUUACUUCGUUGUGAACAAUAUUGAUUCAGGUUUAAUGUUGCAUAAUGUUACAAAAAGAUAGACAACGAUUCAGAGUUAGGGGAGAGGGUGGGGGGAAUGGAGACUUUCCUGGUGGAGUUCACUCGAGUCAACAUUAGCUAUGUUCAUUACAGGAGUGCGGGUAUUGCCUAUUCUUGCGUUUGGCGACAGCCUGACAAACGGUUUCCAUGCUGAUGAUUUAAGUCACACGCCGUACGGCAACACUCUGGAGUUUCUGCUGAACAAAGACCAACACAGAUGUUACACUGUGACUACAGUAGCUAAAGACGGUACUGAAGCGGCAGAAAUGUCUUCCAGGCUUCAAGAUCAUCUAAAACGCGGUACAGAAUUAUUAAAAAAUGAUCAUCAUUGUGUUAACGUUUAUUAUAUUAACACCCAUAAUAAUACGCAAAGUACAUGUCACUUGGACUGACUUGACUGCUUUAUUAAGCCAAUAUAAAUGUUUUGUUAUGCGUUUAUGGAGGUCUGCGGACACCUUAUCAUGGUAUUCUAGAUCAUUUUUACUGGGAGUGAAAUGGCACGGCGUAUAUUUUGACAACUACUAUUAAUAUCAGUCACAUCCUGGUCAAACUGACGAAACGACAAUUCUUGCGUGGAAGAUGUCUACACUGAGAGAAAUGUUUCGCUUCUGGAAACAACAACAGCAGUGAAGGUUCUUUUUUACCUCAUACGAUGAACAUCCUUCAUCCUAACCCCCUUCAUCCGUAUUGUAAUGCGGCCUUAUUGGUUGUUCUUGUUUAGCUACCAUUCAAUUCACCCCACUUGUUUUAAAAGUAAAGGGUGUACGUUCUAAUCCAAUUAUUUUCAACGGUUUUUUCCCUAACAGCUAAAUCCAAAUAUUCCUGGAUCAUAAUACUAGCUGGCACAAACGAUAUCGCUCACAACAGCCACGAUCGGAACAGAAGAGCCUGGGACAAAGCGGCAGAACGCAUCAUAAACCUUCACAUCACAUCUCAUCGCUAUGGCGCGAAAACGGUGGCGGUCACCAUCCCUGAGAUGGACUGCGAGGAAUCCAAGAGACCACCUUGCCUUCACACACAUUUGGAAAGGAGAUACAUCAAUGAAAAAUUGAGAUAUUACGCAAGAUCCAACGAAUUUACCAUCCUUUGUGAUCUUGCGGAUAAAUUUCCACGAUACUCGUUAAGUAGCGAGGAACGAAAACAAAUGUGGGAGGUGGGAUUGCAUAUGAAGUCUGCUGGGUAUGAACGAAUGGCUGAGAUCAUUUAUAAAGACCUGUUAGCCCAUGUUUGACAUCAGCUCAGUAGAGCUACGGUGUUGCAUGUUGCUUUAAAGAAACUAAAACGCAAGGGGUUCCAUGUAAGAUUUUACUUGGUUAGCUUCUAAAUCUUUGUUUCUGGUAGGAAGCUGUAGCUCUUCUGACAUUGUUCAACUCUGAACCAUAUCAAAGAAGGAACAUGUACAACGAUGCUUGCAAUUUUUGUGUCUAAAGCCAGUUCAGAUAGUGCUACUGGUUCUCAUACGCAGACAGUAUCCAGUGAGGCAUUGGAUUAUUAUGAAAGUUAGUAAUAAUGCAUAAAUUCCUAUUGAUUAUUUCAUAGCGUAAAUGUUAUGCCCUUUCCAGCUAAAUUAACAGGGAAAUAAAGAAGAACUGAAACGAUGAGUACAUCUUUGUAAAGGAAGCCCGCAGCUAUACCUAUCAUUUGAAUAAAAUGUUCGUUUAUCAAAAAAUGUUGUAAUUUUUAAAUGCGAAAAGGCGUUUGUAAGUCAGCUAUGUUCAAUUAUUUUAAUCGAAUG